Molecule: messenger RNA, 4383 nt
Organism: Lineus longissimus
Lineage: Eukaryota; Metazoa; Nemertea; Pilidiophora; Heteronemertea; Lineidae
Product: coiled-coil domain-containing protein 6-like
Exons: 9
Coding region: 1-1287 (428 amino acids)
Source: RefSeq, a predicted model, not a curated record
AUGGCGGACAGCACGAGCGAAUUUGAGAGUGACACUAGCUCUAUUGAUGGAGGUCCUGUGCUCAAACUCCCCACUGCUGGGGAUGUUGAUGCCCUCCAGAAGCGAGUUGAGUCAUUACAGCAGGAGAACAGAGUUCUUAAAAUGGAAUUGGAGACAUUUAAGAUGAAAUGCAAGGCUUUGCAAGAAGAGAAUCGUGAGCUGCGGCGGGCUAGUGUCACCAUUCAAGCACGAGCUGAACAAGAGGAAGAGUUCAUCAGUAACACACUGCUAAAGAAGAUCCACAAACUCAAGAAGGAGAAGGAGACACUUGCUAUGAAUUACGAACAAGAAGAAGAAUAUCUCACGAAUGAUCUCUCAAGAAAGUUGUCGCAGCUCCGGCAAGAGAAGGUGGAGCUAGAACAGAGUCUGGAGAAGGAGCAGGAGUACCAAAUUAACAAGUUGAUGAGGAAAAUUGAGAAACUGGAGGCAGAAAUCAUGUCGAAACAGUCGACUCUUGAACAGUUGAGACGGGAAAAGGUCGAGUUGGAAAAUGCUCUCGAACAAGAACAAGAGGCACUGGUCAAUAGACUUUGGAAAAAGAUGGAAAAGCUGGAGGCUGAAAAGAGAAUGCUGCAAGAGAAGCUAGACCAACCCGUAUCUUCUCCACCUUCCCCCAGAGAAAUCAACAAUGGGGACCGGGCUGAUAACCUGACAGCCCACAUUCAAAACCUGAGAGCGGAGGUGUCUCAACUGAAACAUCAGUUAUCUUCAGCCCAGAUGGAAAAUGCUGAGAAGAUGGCCAACUUGAUGCAAGAGGAGAGACACAUUCGUGAAGAGAACAUGCGACUACAGAGGAAGCUACAGAUGGAGAUUGAUAGACGUGAAGCUCUCUGUCGUCAUCUCUCAGAGUCCGAGUCCAGUCUCGAGAUGGAUGAUGAGAGACACUUCAACGAGAUGACGAAGGACACCUCCACCCAAAGUAAUGUGGUCCGUCCACGAACUGUCUCCAGUCCUAUCCCUUAUCAAACACCAACUGCUGGCCCAGCACGACCUCUAUCACCAGGUCUCAACUAUGGUUCAGCAUUCAGCCCUCCCAGUCCUGUAAGAUGUACUUGUUGUGGUCAGACCGUCUACCACCCACCUCCUUCCCAGUUCUUACCAAGUUCGAGUCCACCAGUGCACUCAAGCAUGAACACAGGCAACAUGCCUGGCCCACACACAGUUAAUAGGCCAAGGGCUGCCAUGUCUGGGCCCCCAGAAAAGUUUGUGAAACCAGCUGCACCCGGAGAUAGACAGAUGAAAACUUAAGAGUAUGUGGACUCGUCUCUCACUUACUGUGCAUCUGUGAGGUGGCAGCACUGUGCAUCCAACAGGAAUAUCCAUUGGUUGUGUGCAAGAGCUGGUACACCAUCUGUUCCUGCUGCUCAGGGUCUAACCCGCUUUGAUGGUGCAUGCUCAACAUCGCUAGGAUAGCUUUCAGUCAUCAUUAACAAAAUCAUUGGCUUAACCAUGUUGUACUUAAAGAAACCAUAUGGUCAUAUUCUGUUGAAAACAACAAAGCUUCAACCUUCGCGGAAUAUUGCAAACCUGUAAUUUUUGCUGAUGUGCUGCAAAAAGUGAGUAUUUCAGCCAAUACAGGUGAAAGUGAAAUCUGAUGGACUUAUUUUUGGACAGAUUAUCAAUCACAAACAGUAUUGAGGAAGAAAUCAAACCAUUGUAAGUGUAAAUGAAUCAAGCGACAUGUACUGCCUUAAUGCUGCUUAAAAGCUUGAAAAUUAUUGAGUAACACUUUAGUUGCAAGAUAUCUUAUUUAUGGCUCACAAUGUUGAUCUGCUUGCUUGGGUAAAUAUUAUGUUACUACAAUGAUUGUUAAGGUUGGCUUGCAUUAGAUCAAAACUUUUGGGGAGCUGCUGUUUUUCUAAAACGACCCUAAUGAUCAGGUUUAAAUCUGGAUUUUAUGUACAUGUAGUUUGUUCCAGAUAUAUGACUUUUCUGUGGCUCUCUCUGUUCACUGCAUAUAAACGUACACUUUUUUGUUGGGGCAUCUGAGAGUACCUACUUGAACAUUUAGUAUAUAAAUCAAUUUGGGUGUUGCAGGUCAGUUUAUUGUGAUUACGUGUAUGCUUAUCAAUGUGUUAGGUGCAUCAUUUUGACUGGACAUCUUGUGUAUCAAGUAGAAUACUUAUUUUCAUUUGUAAAUCAUAUCUUUUUUAAUGGAAUAAUCUCUACUUUCUGAUUAAUUUCUGGUUAAUUCUUCCAUCAAAGUCUUAUUUUGUCACCACAGUGUGUCAAUUCAUGAAGGCUGUAUUCUGAUCCUGUAUGGCAAUGGCUGUUGAUUGCGGAUCAACUAGUAUUCUACAUUACCUUAUGAAACACGUUGUGGUUGAAAUGAUUAGGCUUUAUCAGUCAAAUAUUCAUGGCCAGAUUCAGAAAGGGUGGGCUUGCUUUGAUGUGAUGCACAGCUCAAAUAAAUGCAUUGGUUGGCAAAUUAUGCAUGUGGAGACAACUUUGGGCAACACAGUAUUUCAGACUACCAGGUAAAUAUUUGUUGCAAACUUACAUGAUCAGUGGGUGUUAGCUCUAGUAGGAUAAAUAGUAGUAUGGGUGUGAGAUGUUAGCUGUUUUAGCUGAUGUUGGUUGUAUGGCAUGGUAGACUAUUUCAAUACUGUAGCUUUUACCGUUUUAAUUUCCACAUACAAUGGUUAGACUUGUUGUCUGCUCUUGAGUUCAGUUCUGUCACAUGAGUUUCAUUUUAAUUUCUAUAUUAGUAGAAUCGCCAAGACCCGUCUGUGGAACAGUGUUAUCAUAGUGUUGGAGUAAAGAACCAUAGAAUGAGGACACCACUGUCAGUGUCUGAAAACACCUAGUCUACAUCUGUCAACUUCAGAUGCUAUCUUGGCUAUCUAACUGAACUUGUUUGCUGGGCUAUCAUUACGAUUACAAAGCUAACUCAAAGUGUUUUACAAGUUAGAAUCAUUGAUGGUGAUGAUCACUUGCACGACAACAGCGUAGAGUGAUUGUUCCAAUUAACAUGAUAUGAAAGAGUGUUAUAGUUGGGUGGAAACAUUGCAUUCGCUUGCAAGAACUUUGAAACAAUGAGAAGGGAAUACAUUUUACUUGGUAGGAUGUGGCAUUUGGCAUGUUUUCAUGAGAAAGUUUGUUGGUUCAGAUUAAAGGUGAUAUAUUAGCCGAUAGCAAUAGCUGCCCAAUUAUGUACAGAUGCAUAAAAUGUUAGGUAGAUCGAAACAACUUUCUUUUAAAAACAUGGGCGUCUGUCGAAAGGGCAUGUGUUGCUGUCGUUGCUAUGGUGAUAGGGGUUGUUAUUGCUCUGUUAAAGUUGAUGGUACGAGUUGAGUACUUUGUACAUAUGUAGUUUGAAUUCUGCACUCGCAACAAGAACCUGAUUUCGGGCAACUUAGCCUGCAUACCUCGCUGCAGUAUAGUGUACUGUGGAUCCUUCUUGGUGGGACCUUAUUUACUUAGUCACCUCUUCUAGAACUGUAAAGACAGCUUUUGUCAGUCAAAAGGAUGAGGAGUUACUGGUCACAAGCUGCUCACUGUCAGAAAAAAGUCAUAGUUUGCCCUGAAGUGGGUUCUUGCCUCGAGUCAGAAUAGAGUCAUUCAAAUUUCUGUAAAUUACGACAGCAUUGAUGUGAUAAAGAUGAAAAGAUUACAAAAAUACUGGUGUGUACAUAUUAGAGCUUGAUUAUCUUGAUCAAUUAGGAUAUUUCUGAGGAAAUUUGUAAAGAGGUACAUGUAGUUUGCAAAUUGAUUGACAGUGGGAUUCGUUGCUCUGUAAAAUUGUGUUAACGAAAAUGGAUACAUGUAGUUUUCUUGGGGUGACUGAGGUCAGAUGCACCCCUAAGUUGACCAUCUUUGAAUAUUGUGGAGAUGAUUUCAUGGGGUGGAGUCAUGUGGUAAUGUACUACAGUCAGUGUGAUUGUUCAAAAUUGCAUGAUGAACCCUUGCAUGGUUAACAUGCAGGUGACCACUUUGAAGGUUGUGAAUUUAGAACCCUCAACCCACUACCCACUCCCACCCCCAGCUAGGUUUGUUGUAACUUUAGAUAACUUAUGAGGUUAGUGGUCAUAUUGAGUUUUGUCUGUAAUUCCUGAAGAGUUGUUAUAAUUAAUGUUUUCAAUACUGGCUGUCCCAUAGAUGUACCUAGAGGCGGGCUGUUUAUAUAGUUCAUGUUAUUUUCUAUUUAUAAAUAGCACUGAUUAGUGCAUAAUGUGCUUCUAUGCUUGCAUUCAGUUUGGCAUGUCCCAUUUUGAAAAUCAAUGGUGAAAUACUUAAAAUGCCUGAUUCUGAUUGUGUUUUUCAAGAGAACAUGUUUUAAUUAAUGCAGGUAUUUACGAUGAGAUUUUGGAUCAGUGUUUCUUUGCCUGUGAAUAACUGCAGUAA